Molecule: messenger RNA, 1342 nt
Organism: Paramecium pentaurelia
Lineage: Eukaryota; Ciliophora; Oligohymenophorea; Peniculida; Parameciidae
Source: the annotation of a GenBank genome assembly
AUGGUGCUUUGUAAAUUUUGUAGAAAAUAUGUAGAGGAAAAUAAGUUGUAAUUACAUGAAAUUUAUUGUGAAAAAUAUUUCAUUAAAUGCAAUAGAUGUGGAUAACUUUAUGAUAAAAACGAUUAAGAAUCACAUGAUGAAGAAUUUCAUAAAUAAGAAAUUUGCUAAUUUUGUCAUAUUCCUUAUUAAGAUUUAUCGUAUUUAUAUAUAAUAUCAUUUUAGAAAGCAUAUUUGUAAAGAAAGAUAAGUUCUUUGUAACUAUUGUCAAAUGGAAGUACCUUUAAAUAAUUAUUCAUAACAUGAUAUUUAUUGUUCUAGCAAAACAGAAAUUUGUGAUUAUUGCAAGUAAUAUAUAAAAAAGAGAGAUCUAAAUUCUCAUUAACAAAGCUGUCGAUAAUAAAAUAUCUAUAAGGUCUAGCAAUAGUAGGAGUAUAAAUAAAAUAGUAUUAAAAUUACAGAAUAACAGAAAGACGAAAUGAAUUAUCCUUAGUCUUAUUAGCUUCCAAACUAAAUCUAAAAUUAAGAUUUUUUAAAUUUAAUUUCAUAUCCAAAGGUUUUUGAAGAGGCUUACAAAAAUUUAGAUGUAAAGAAAUAAAUAUUUUCAUCUAAUUCUAAAGGGCCUAUUGUUUCAUAGAAUUAAAGCUAAGAUUAGUAUUAAAAUGAUUCUAAUCAUCCCUUCAAAUUUUCUUAAAAUCAAUUAUAACAAUAAUAGACUUAAUAGAAUUUGUAUGAAUAAUAAAAUAAAAAAAAUCCUAAUAUAUUAUAAUAGAAAUAGGAUGCUCAAUUCAGAACAAUACAAACUUCUUAAAAUUAAUAUGGCGUAAAUUUCUAAUAAAAUCUGAUAUAAGAUUAAUACUUAAAUAAAUAUCCAUUGAUGAAUCCAAUAAAUAAAUAAGUUUAAAAUGAAUUAUCUCCUUAUAACAAAAAUUAAAGUCAACCUAAUUAAGAUUAACAAAUGGAAGUUGAAUUUCAAUAAUAGAUAUAAUAAGAUAAUUAUAAAGAAACUGCAGUAGAUAGAAAUACUUAAAAUAAUGAAACUUAAAAUGUUAAUAAUUCUAAUGAUAGUAUAAUUGGUAGAAUAUUAUAAGAAUAAAUUGAAGCAGAUAUUCUAUAAAUGAAUUAUUCAGAAUAUAUAAAAUAAAAAAAGCUUCAAUAAAAAUUUGAAUAAUAAUAAUAAUAAUAAAAAUAAUAAUAAUAAUAAUAAAUAGGACAUCCUAAACCAAACAUCCAAAAUCUAACAAAUAAUAUUGAUACAGAAUUUGAAUAUAUGUCAUAAGAUUAGAAAUAAUUAUAAAUAUUUAUGCUUUAAAUGUAUCAAAAUUAAAUGGAUUUAAGAAGAUGA